AGCUACCAACACUGCAUUAGCCCAUAUUCAAAGCUCUGAUGGGUCAGAACCCUGCAUAGCUCCAGAACAACAAAGAAACCCUCCUCCCCAAUCCCCAUAAGCCCAUAAUCUCAUCCACAGCUAAGAAGAGAGCUUUUCUCUUUAGUCUGCUCCAAAGCCCAUCUUUUUCUGAUCAAUCUAGGGAAACCUUACCCUCAAGGAAUCAUGGCUGCCAGUGGCAACACUCGGAGCUUCACCGACGAGUUCCUCCCGCCGUUCGAGUACUUCUUCAAGGUGAUCACGCCGGAAGCCGUCCAAAACAAGAAAACGAUGCUUCCGGAGAAGUUUACAAUCACUUUCAAGGCCAAGCUCCCAAACGUGGCGACGCUGAGAGGGCCAAACGGCAGAGUUUGGCGGGUCGGGUUGACAAAAGAACGGCGAAACCCGAACAGAGUGUGGUUCGACUCUGGAUUCGGAGAUUUCCUCUGCUUCUACUCCAUCAUCGCCCGCCAUCUGCUCAUUUUCAAGUACGACGGCUCCUCCGGUUUCGACGUUGUCAUUUGCGACCUGACCGCCUGCCAGGUCGUCUAUCCGAACCCCGAAUCUCAGGUUUCUCCCGGCGAUGAAGAAGAAGACGACAGCGACGAUGAUGAGCCCACUGAAGACGAAGUCGAAGAAGAAGAAAUCAGCGAUUCCGAAUCUGACAGUGACGAGCGGUUGGGUCGUGGCCGUAUUUGGAAAGAGAAACAGGUAGAGACAACCGGGCCUUCAAGCUCUCGCCGGAAACUCACCGGAGUGAAAAUUCGAGCUGCCGGAACUGCUUCAGGUUCCCGGCGCCUGCAACAACCAAACCGCCCUCUCACGGCGGCGGGGCGACUGGCUGGGCCGGAUGGGCAUUUGUGGUGGCGGCUGAUGGCAUCGAGGAUUGUGACGUCAACCAAGUUAAGCUGCAGCUUCGACGGGUUGUCCCCAGGGAGCAAGAGAGGUAUGGAGAAAGCCAUGGAUUGCGAGCCGAGGAACCCUUCUGUGCUCAUCGUCAUGAGGAAUUUCCAUGUUUGCACGGGUGGAGUCCUGUACAUGCCCAGUAAGUUCGCCAAGAGCUACUUUUCUGGAGAUCGAGAAAGAGUCACGCUGUGUGCUUACGAGGGGAAGACGAGAUUUGUGGGUGAAUGGCGUGCUUAUGCCGCCAUAACCAAGCCGCGGUUUAGCGUAUUGUAUAUCAGAGGGUGGCCGGAGUUCCGAUCGGACAAUAACUUGGCGGAGGGAGAUGUGUGCUUAUUCGAGCUCGUCGAUCAGGAGGAGAAAGUUUUCCAUGUCUACAUGUUUAGAGCUUGAUGUUGUGGGAAUGUGCCUAAUGUGUUGUAAUUUUCUUCCUAGUUUCAUAGAUGUCUGUGUUAGAUUCUAUCCAAUAUGUAUUUGUGCACUAAAUUGGAUCUUGUGAUAGGUUGUACUAAUUAUUUUA
Molecule: messenger RNA, 1441 nt
Organism: Linum tenue
Lineage: Eukaryota; Viridiplantae; Streptophyta; Magnoliopsida; Malpighiales; Linaceae
Source: the annotation of a GenBank genome assembly